Zophobas morio is the source of this 1054-nucleotide messenger RNA. RefSeq names its product surfeit locus protein 4 homolog (gene Surf4). NCBI's taxonomy places the organism in Eukaryota, Metazoa, Arthropoda, Insecta, Coleoptera, Tenebrionidae. Gene Ontology annotation, biological process: Golgi organization. The record is from RefSeq and is a predicted model, not a curated record. Gene Ontology annotation, cellular component: endoplasmic reticulum; membrane; endoplasmic reticulum-Golgi intermediate compartment. The transcript has 5 exons. The coding region runs from base 75 to 887 and encodes 270 amino acids.
CCUCGCUCCACGUAGUUCUUUUACACUCUCAAAAGUUACGUGUCUGCGUGGAGCUUUUGCUCUCUGUAAUCAAAAUGAAUAUUCCAAACGAAUAUGUUUCAAAUGCCGAAGACAUAGCCGAUCAGGUCAUCAGAAAAUUAAAACAUAUCCUUCCAACAGUCGCCCGGCUGUGCUUAAUAUCCACGUUCCUGGAAGAUGGUUUGCGGAUGUGGUUCCAGUGGAACGAACAGAGAGAGUACAUGGACUUGUCAUGGGGCUGCGGCAAGUUCCUGGCCACCGUUUUCGUCUUAGUUAAUUUAAUCGGCCAGCUGGGGGGCUGCGUUAUGGUUAUCAUACGCUACAAAGUCGCCAUUGCUUGCGGGGUGCUAUUUUUCAUUGUAGUCCUACAGACUUUCGCCUACAGUAUAUUGUGGGACUUGCAAUUCCUCUUCAGAAACUUGGCUCUCAUCGGCGCCCUUCUGCUAGUCUUGGCGGAAAGCAGAGGCGAAGCCAAGAGUUUAUUCGCCGGGGUCCCAUCUCUCGGGGAGAACAAGCCCAAGAACUAUCUGCAGCUCACGGGGCGCAUUUUGCUGGCUUUUAUGUUCAUCACGCUGAUCCGAUUUGAGUUCAGCUUCUUACAGAUUUUGUUAGAUCUCCUCGGAUCAGCUUUGAUGGUUUUAGUUACAAUAGGUUACAAAACAAAAUUGUCAGCCCUAAUUUUGGUAUUAUUACUUACAACACUCAACUUCUACCAUAACGCUUGGUGGAAUAUUCCAUCGUACAAACCGUUGCGUGAUUUCUUGAAAUACGAUUUCUUCCAGACUUUAUCAGUAAUCGGAGGGCUCCUCAUGAUAGUAUACUUAGGCCCCGGGGGCGUAUCAAUGGAUGAACACAAGAAGAGAUGGUAAUUUAAGUGUCAUUUUUUUAGUCAACUGGUGUUGUAUAAGUUGUGACUGGACGUUAUUUGAUUCGUUUUUCUAUGAAAUUCCCAUAUUUUCUUAUUUUUACAAGGAUUUUUGAAUGUAUGAGCCUGUAUUUUUUUACUAAUUUAAUGAAAAAGUGUACAUAUUGUGUA